CCCCGCCGCCCCCGCCCCUGCGCGGGCCCGAGGGCGGGGCAGGCCCUGGGGCCGGGUCUUGCCCUGACCCUGGGAUCAGAAGGUGGCUCGGGCAGGGCCAAGUCGCCGGUUCCCAUGCGGAUAGUCCGACACCGGCUCCGGCUCCGCACUUUGAGGACCGUGGUCUUCUUCUUUGCCUCCAUAUGCGCAUGGUACUCCGGGUACCUGCUUGCGGAGCUCAUUCCAGAAGUCUCCCUGACCAGUGCUGUCUAUAACCUCAGGAGCAUCUCCGAGAAGCCCCUCCUGAAGGCCCCAGCCCCUAAAAGGCAGAAAUGCGAUCACUGGACCCCGUGCCCCUUGGACAGCUACGCGUAUCGCCUGCUCAGCGGGGGCGGCAAGGACAAGUUUGCCAAAAUCUGCUUCGAAGAUGAGCUGCUCAUGGGAGAAAAGACUAGAAAUAUUGGAAGAGGAAUAAAUAUUGCCAUUGUCAAUUAUGUGACUGGGAAAGCGAUAGCAUCACGGUAUUUUGAUAUGUUUGAAGGUGAUAACUCUGGACCGAUGGUGACCUUCAUUCAGAGUGCACCUCCCAAGUCCCUGCUCUUCAUGGUGACCCAGGACGACGGUGCAAGCAGGCUGAAGGAGGACGCCAAGAAGGUCAUAGAAGCCCUUGGAAGUAAACAAAUCAGGAGCAUCCGGUUCAGGUCCAGCUGGGUGUUUCUCACAGCAAAAGGCUUCGAGCUUCCUGCAGAAAUUCAGAGAGAAAAUGUUCUGAAGACACGGGAUAAACCCAGCUCGCGGCACUGCCAUGGCUCAAGCCGGCUUGCUUUUAAGCCCCCAUCGUGUCCCCUUUAUGGAAGAGUAGAAAGAGCAAGAGAAUCAAGUUGUAAUGAAUUAAUUUGGUCGCCUGUGAAAAUUGCAACUGAGCACUGGUGAACGUCAGAGUCCCCAGCCGGCGCCUCUGGGGACGGUCACAUGGCCCCUUUGGGAGACACAGCUCUUUGGGAGACAAGACAGCUCCCAGGAGAGGAAGGAGCAGUCGCAUGACCAUGGAGCGAAAUCACCGACUCUUCCCAGGGAAAGGCUUCCUCUCCUGGAGCCAGAAACUCGGAGGAGACAGAGGCUGGGCACCCUCAGCCAGGGCGAGUGGCUGCUUCUGACUUCAGGCUGGGACCCCUGGUCUUGGUCCUGGUCCCCUCCUGGCACCGUGUGCUGUGGCUGUGGGUCUGGGAAGGGAGACAGACGGAGGCAGACCGCGGCUGGGCCUCUCCUUGUUGGCAGGAUCCCCUCGCAGGGGAAGGGGGCCGGGGGAGGUGGGAGGUCAGUGUGGCCGCGCGAGCAGGUGACUCAUCGCCGGCUCCCAGGGGCGCCCCGCAGCCCCUCUGAAGCCCCCCAGACGCAGCACUCUGGAGGCUCCGAAAUCAGGCUUGUUUAACACGCGUCGACAAAAGCACGUUUCCCCUUGUGACUCUCGCGUGCUUUCGUGGACCGAGCCAGUCGUGCAGGACGUGUCGGGAGCGUCUACUCGGUGCUCUAGCGUGGACUUCUUGGUACUAGUGACUGGGUCUGGACACCACCCAGUGUACCGGCAGGACCUCAGACACAUGUCCCAGUGAGAGACAUGCCCCGGGCUCUGUGUGGUAGCACCGUCUGGACCACACGGCAUAGUGCGCUAAGUCAGGCACAGCCAGGGGCCGGGGCUUGGCGUCCUGUGUCAGAUUUGCCAGGGGCCACGAGUGAUCCCAUGCAAACCGCUUGACCUCCAUGGGCCUGUCUGCUGCUCUGGGCAAUGGGUUGAAAUCUAGGUAGCUCCUCAGGGCCCGGCGGCUCUGACGGGGAGAUGCACCCCGCAGACCCGUGGCCUUCAUCAGGCUGACCCCGCCGAUUAAGACAGCAUGCCUCUCCUCGGCCCUUGUAUGAUCAGCAGCAGUCUGGCCCUUUAAGGAUCUCCCGGCUUCUUCCGCUCAGCUGUGUGGUCUUGGGAAAGUUACUCAGCCUCUCUGUGCCUCAGAAUCCUCUCUCAGGAGAAAGGAAUAAAGACCACGCCUGCCUACCGCGGAGUAAGUGUGACCACACCUACCACACCUGAAGAGUACUCAGUACUGAGAAUAGUGUAGAGUCCUGGAAUCCAGAGCGACUUUGCAGGCCACCAGAGCAGGGUGGGGCCUGGCGGGUGAUUCUGAUGCACGGGAAGGGUUGGACCCAUUGUCCUGAUAGAGGUCCCAAUCCCCUGUGCCCCUCCCGGCUUCCCCCUAACAUCACCUUCUGCCACCCCCCUCCAGUUGCGUUACCCCGUGCUCUCCUUCCUCCGCGCUCCCACCUCCCUGGGGGCCUCUCCCCGCCAGCCGCGGGUCGGGAGGCAGCCAGAGCGCAGGCCAGGCCCCGAGGAAAGUGCUGCCCUCCCUGCCAUGCCUCUGGGGCCCCAGGGGGUCCUCGCUAUCGGAAAAGCCUAGAGUGAGGAGCAGCUCUAACGUCUCAACAGCCAGCUUCCCUGUCAAUGUUCCACUAAGAUGUUUAAAAUAAAAUUGAUUUGAAUCGCAAAGUA
Molecule: messenger RNA, 2521 nt
Organism: Mustela lutreola (European mink)
Lineage: Eukaryota; Metazoa; Chordata; Mammalia; Carnivora; Mustelidae
Gene: FAM3B
Product: FAM3 metabolism regulating signaling molecule B
Exons: 8
Coding region: 115-912 (265 amino acids)
Source: RefSeq, a predicted model, not a curated record